AUGAUUGAUAUAUUCCAAAAUGAUCCAUGUUUACCAAGAGAUGACAUUGAAACAGACAUACAAAAAAAAUUUGAUACAUUUAUAUGGAAAAGUACAAUUAUUUAUGGUAUUUUGACCGAAAUAACAGCAGGAAUGCUGACAUUCGGUACUUUAUUAUUGGAUCUACCUGAGGGCGAAUUACCAUUCAAUACCUGGUUGCCCUAUGAUCAUUCUCAUGGUUUUAUUUAUAAAUUUGCAUAUGGACAACAAAUAAUAAGUGUCAUGACAUCAGCAAAUAUUGCAAUUGCAUUUGGUACACUUGUACCAGCAUUAAUAUUACAAGUUUGUGCAAAAUUAAAUAUUUUAAAACAACUUGCUGAAACUAUAAAUUCAACUUUUAAUUUAAUGAUUUUUUUACAAUGUUUAAUAAGUGCCACUGUACUUUGUACAAGUGUUUAUAAACUUGUAACUGUACCAUUAUUUUCAUCUGAAUUUUCAAGUAUUGUUCUUUAUUUGGCUUGUAUGUUAUCGGAAAUAUACAUGCUAUGUGCAGCUGGAAAUGAAGUUAUUUUAGUGAGUGGCAGUAUCAGUGAUGCAAUUUACUGUGCUGAUUGGACAAAAUUAAAUAUAUCGACAAUUAAAAGUCUUGUUUUAAUAAUGAAUCGAGCAAUGCAUCCCGUCACAUUUACAAGUGGAUAUAUUGUUAUUCUAUCAUAUGAUACAUUUAAAAGUCUACUUAAAAUAUCUUAUUCAACAUACAAUGUUUUACAGCAAAAAGGAUAG
Molecule: messenger RNA, 762 nt
Organism: Aphidius gifuensis
Lineage: Eukaryota; Metazoa; Arthropoda; Insecta; Hymenoptera; Braconidae
Product: odorant receptor 85f-like
Exons: 5
Coding region: 1-762 (253 amino acids)
Biological process (GO): detection of chemical stimulus involved in sensory perception of smell; sensory perception of smell
Cellular component (GO): plasma membrane
Molecular function (GO): olfactory receptor activity; odorant binding
Source: RefSeq, a predicted model, not a curated record